Messenger RNA from Drosophila mauritiana, 1068 nucleotides. RefSeq names its product achaete-scute complex protein T3 (gene l(1)sc). Gene Ontology annotation, molecular function: DNA-binding transcription factor activity, RNA polymerase II-specific; protein dimerization activity; RNA polymerase II transcription regulatory region sequence-specific DNA binding. The transcript has a single exon. Lineage: Eukaryota; Metazoa; Arthropoda; Insecta; Diptera; Drosophilidae. The record is from RefSeq and is a predicted model, not a curated record. Bases 58 to 831 code for a protein of 257 amino acids. Gene Ontology annotation, biological process: developmental process; regulation of transcription by RNA polymerase II.
AUUCCACGCAGUCAACAUCUGUAAACUAAAUCUUAGAAAACUCUCGCAAGGAUUACCAUGACGAGCAUUUGCAGCAGCAAAUUCCAGCAGCAGCAUUACCAGCUGACCAACAGUAACAUUUUCUUGCUGCAACAUCAGCAUCACCAUCAAACGCAGCAACACCAGUUGAUUGCUCCGAAAAUACCUUUGGGUACCAGCCAACUGCAGAAUAUGCAGAACGGUCAACAGUCCAAUGUUGGACCCAUGUUGUCCUCCCAGAAGAAGAAGUUCAACUACAACAACAUGCCCUAUGGCGAGCAAUUGCCAUCGGUGGCCAGACGAAAUGCCCGUGAACGCAAUCGCGUGAAGCAGGUGAACAAUGGAUUCGUCAAUCUCCGCCAGCAUUUGCCUCAAACUGUGGUAAACUCGCUGUCCAAUGGAGGACGUGGUACCAGCAAGAAGUUAUCCAAGGUGGACACACUGCGAAUCGCCGUUGAAUAUAUUCGAGGACUACAGGACAUGCUUGGUGAUGGCACUGCUUCGUCAUCUCGUCACAUCUACAAUUCCGCCGAUGAAAGUAGCAACGAUGGCAGCAGCUAUAACGAUUACAACGAUAGUUUGGACAGUUCGCAACAGUUCUUGAUGGGAGCCACCCAGUCUGCCCAAUCCCACUCCUAUCACUCCGCCUCGCCCACGCCGUCGUACUCCGAAUCCGAGAUUUCCGGAGGUGGCUAUAUCAAACAGGAACUACAAGAGCAGGACCUCAAAUUCGACUCCUUUGAUAGCUUCAGUGACGAGCAGCCAGAUGACGAGGAGCUGCUCGAUUAUAUUUCAUCUUGGCAAGAGCAGUGAAGGGAUCUUACUGAAAGUCCCCCAUACAAACAAAUAUUGUACAAAUUGUAAAUACCCAAAAUUGUUGCCUUAGUGAGUGAAAAACCAAGUCCCAAAUUUUACAUUAGCCUCUAAGUUGCCCCAUCUUUUUUUUUAUUAUAUUUUAACACAAUGGAAGACAAUGAUAUAAAACCACAUAUUUUUUUCAUAGUUAUAAGUUUGUUAUAAGCAUGGAAGACACUAAACUAACUACUUUUA